UAGUGCGCGCGCGCGCGCGCGGCUGGCGUGGGGAGGGGUCGUGCCCAGGGGGCUCGAGAACUGCGCGCGCCCGGAGCUGAGCGCGCGCCAGGGUGAAGGGUGGAGGCGGAGAUCACUCGCCAGAGGGAGGAAGCAACUGGCGGUUAGGAAGCCGCGGAGCUGAGCCGGGGAGCUUCCGUUUGGGGACUCGGGCGGUGCGUGCUAAUAGGACCAGAAAGGGCUGAAGCAAUUAAGCAGCGCGCAUCGGCGGGCCACGGGCGCGCGCUCACACGGCGCAUCCGGAAGCCGAGCCGGGCGGUAACCCGCUCGUGCACCCCCACCGCUCCGCGCGGGAUGGUUGGGUCCGCCGACGGCCGUCGCUGAUUGGCUGCUGCGGGGUGGGGCGUGGCGGUGGUCGACGCUCGACCUUCGCGGGCCUCUUAGUCUUUUCCCGCCAUGUCGUUUGUGGAGAGUUGGAGGUCUGUAGGCGCGCGUAGGCGCCGUCAGGUUACCCCAGGUCCUGGGACUCGGCCUGUGUAUUCCGACUACACUCAGGGGGAUAGCUGGGGUGAGGGCGAAGGCGACGAAGACGAGGGAUGCGACCAAGUGGCCCGCGACUUGCGGGCAGAGUUCUCGGCCAGGGCCUGGUCGGAGACCAAGAGGGCCCCGCCACUCCCACCACCGGUCGGGGACGGGUCGCCGGUCCUGCCGGAUAAGCGCAACGGCAUCUUCCCGGCGACUACGGCCAAGCGAACCCAGGCUCGGCGAUGGCCCAUCCAAGCCCUUUCCAUUCUCUGUUCGCUGCUGUUCGCCGGCCUCCUGGCGUUCCUCCUCGCCAUCGCCUACCUGAUCGUUAAAGAGUUGCAUGCAGAAAACUUGAAAAAUGAAGACGAUAUACAUACUGGGCUGUUAGGAUUUUGGUCUCUGCUGAUAAUAUCUCUAACUGCUGGAUUAUCCUGUUGCAGCUUUUCUUGGACAGUGACUUACUUUGAUUCUUUUGAACCAGGAAUGUUUCCGCCUACUCCUCUUUCACCUGCUAGGUUCAAGAAACUGACUGGACAUUCUUUCCACAUGGGCUACAGCAUGGCAAUUUUGAAUGGUGUUGUAGCUGCUCUCACUGUGGCAUGGUGCCUCAUGUAAACCCACAAUAGAGCAUCAGUGUUGGUGAAAGUCAUGAUUGUUUUUGAAGUAACAGAAAUGAAAUUGCCUACUUAGAAGACUAUGAAAUGUGAUUCAGAUACAUACUAUCAUCAUUAUGGAAGACCUUAUAGAGGCCAUUUCUUAAAUGUAUAAGAUGUUUACUUCAUCUUUUUACUUUUGUGUAGUUUAUCAGUUACAGAAGAUAUUUUAAUGGAAAUCAAACUUGGACACUUGAAUACAGGACAAUGCCUACCUUUCUAUGUAUAUUCCAUUUUUUACUAGCAGAUAUUGAUAUUACUGGUUGAGGUAGAAAUAUUUAUGUACUUCAUUAAGAAAACAGUACUGAGGCCAAGUGUGAUAGCAAGACCUUCAAGCCCAGCACUUUGUAGACAUAAGCAGUUUCUGUGGGUUUGAGGUUAGCCUAUAGUUGCACAAUGAGAUCAUUUCAAGAAAAAGAAGAAAACAAUUCCUAUUCUUUGACAUUUUGUAGAAGCUACUUAAAUCAGAGUUUUUGAUAAUCAGUAGAAUGCAUAUAUGCAUUUAUAUUUUUGUAGAGUAUAGCUAGGGGUUUUAUAUAUUUUUAUAAUACUGAAUUUGUUUUUUAAAUGAUUACAUUUAUAUCUAUAUGGUUGUAAAUUUUAUUUCUUAGCUCGUGUAAACCUGUCCUUUAGUAUUUUGUCUCUUUUAAAAAAGCAUUAAAGUACAUUGACUUGAGUUUAAGUUUAAGUAAAUUUAUUUUUUAACAAAAACAUACUACAAAUUCAGGGUAAAUUAUUUGUUAUUAUGAUGUUAAGAAAUUUGAGACCUUUAGCCAUUUCUAUUUUCUACAAUUGAAAAUAUUUAUUUUGAUGUAUAUAUUAAGGCAACAAAAUGUGUACUAUUUUGUUUUUAGUAAAUGAAAACCUGAAAAUUUUGUAUGUAGAAAUGUUUGAACUUGUUUAUUUUUAAUCUCAAGAAUUUAGUUGCCAAAGUAGAAAAAGUAUUUUGAUAGUUUGUAUAUGUACAUAUAAUUAAACUAUAAUAUAUAUGUUGUAAUAUAUUGUAUAUAUUGUAAUUGUCAUGUCAAGGUUUUUUGUUAUUUUCAUAUUAAUUGAGCUUUAAAUGUUUCUCUGUCUUGUUUGCUAUUUAAAUGUUUAGAAAGUCACCUCAAUUUUAGAAAGUUGAAUGAUUUACACAGCUGUUUUUUUCUGGCUGUAGAAAAACUUGGAUUAGGAAAACAUUGUGUAAUCUGUGUAUUCUAGCUGUGGCAAGUGAGUAUGUGUGGUGCAUUUGUAGUCCUACUUCUGUGACUACACAAGGGUUCUAAAAGUCUCCAUGUUUUCUCUAUAUUCUCAAAAAAGUCAUUUCUAUUUUAUUGGAAAUGGCUAAUAAUGUUCCAAUUAAAGUAAGUGAUGGAGAGGGGCAUAGGUAGAGUCUUACUAAUACCAGUCCCAUGACUUAGUAGUCUUACUAGCUAUGCUUGUUAAAAUGGUUGUUGUUGUUUAUUGGCUUUCUCAUAAAAUAUAUUUCGACUUUAUUCUUUUCACACAUGCCCUACCUACCCCCAACUCUUUCUAUAUCGUCUCUUUUCCCACCACCCCCGACCCCCAUCCAACUUCAUGUUCUAUCUUUCAGGGGGAAAAAGAAAUCGUUUGUUUGUUUGUUUGUUUGUAUGACUGUUUUUUACUCUCAGCCAUCUUACCUUCUACUUUUUCCCUUAAAGGACUCUUAUUACAAAGAUAUGUUCAAAUUGUAAAAUUACGUUAUCUCCUCUCUACCUGUGUAAAGCACCAUCCCCAUUAUCACCCCAAUUUGAAUGGCUCCUUCCAAAUUCUUUGUGUGUAGUGACAAGAUUAAAGUUAUUAUAGUUAAUUUUUCAGACA
Arvicanthis niloticus (Nile rat) is the source of this 2981-nucleotide messenger RNA. It is a transcript of the gene Arl6ip6, whose product is annotated as ARF like GTPase 6 interacting protein 6. The record is from RefSeq and is a predicted model, not a curated record. NCBI's taxonomy places the organism in Eukaryota, Metazoa, Chordata, Mammalia, Rodentia, Muridae.